Molecule: messenger RNA, 3129 nt
Organism: Condylura cristata (star-nosed mole)
Lineage: Eukaryota; Metazoa; Chordata; Mammalia; Eulipotyphla; Talpidae
Gene: GUCD1
Product: guanylyl cyclase domain containing 1
Exons: 6
Coding region: 174-896 (240 amino acids)
Source: RefSeq, a predicted model, not a curated record
UGGCAGGGCCGGGGCGGGGCUUGGGGUGGCCCAGCCGCCGCCUCCUCUGCUCACCGCGGUUUCUGGUGCCGCGGAGGAACCCGACACGCAGCGGUCCCUCUCCCGCCUCUGCCGAAGCCGAAGCUGCUGCCGGCGCGGGGCCAGGGCCAUGGGCGCCCCGCGCCGCCCGGGUCAUGAGGACGGAGGCGGAGGCAGCGGGGCAGCAGCUCGAGCCGGGGGACUUUGUGCAGCUGCCAGUGCCCAUCAUCCAGCAGCUGUACCACUGGGACUGCGGCCUAGCCUGCUCCAGAAUGGUGUUGCGGUACCUGGGCCAGCUGGACGACAGUGAGUUCGAGCGUGCGCUGCAGGAGCUGCAGCUGACCAGAAGCAUCUGGACCAUUGACCUGGCCUACCUGAUGCGCCACUUUGGUGUGAGGCACCGCUUCUGUACCCAGACCCUGGGCGUUGACAAGGGCUACAAAAACCAGUCCUUUUAUAGGAAACACUUUGACACAGAGGAGACCCGGGUAAAUCAGCUGUUCACACAAGCCAAGGCCUGCAAGGUGCUGGUGGAAAAAUGCACGGUGAGCAUACAGGACAUCCAGGCACACCUGGCACAGGGCCACGUGGCCAUUGUGCUGGUGAACUCAGGGGUGCUGCACUGCGACCUCUGCUCUAGCCCCGUCAAGUACUGCUGCUUUACACCCAGCAGCCACCGCUGCUUCUGCCGCACGCCAGAGUACCAGGGCCAUUUCAUCGUGCUGCGUGGCUACAACCGGACCACUGGCUGCAUCUUCUACAACAACCCAGCCUACGCCGAUCCAGGAAUGUGCAGCGCCAGUGUCAGUAACUUUGAGGAAGCCAGAACUAGUUAUGGCACAGACGAGGACAUCCUCUUUGUCUACUUGGACAGCUGACGGCAGGAGCCUGGUGUCCCCAGGCCCUUGGAUCCUACUCUACCCUGUCCAGCUGAGGCUACUCAGGAGGCCAUGCCCGGGCCUGGGGCUGUUGGAGUUGUAAUGCAAAACUGCUUGAGCCAGUGUGAUGAAGCUCUAGGGAACUCGAGGAGACCACAGCAUGCCUGCUUCAUCUGCCACUGCUGAGAAUCAUCACGCCACUUAACCCCCACACCUGCUAGUGGCUGGAGGCAGGGCCUCCCCCGGACUCUGAGCCUGACUCCUUCCAAGCCCAGGGAAUAUCCAGCCUAUUGGUGCCCUUCUUGUCUAUGAUCCAGACCCUAGGGUGGGGGGAGACCCGAGCCCAUGUCUUUGAGACAGGGACUGACUGCUAAAGAGAGAUGCUACUUGUCAGGACAGCAUCUGUGCGUUUGGAGCCUAGCCCAACUGCCAGGGCUGUGGAUUGCACCAGACCUUGAUAGGAACUGCCCUCAGCCCUCUCCCUGGAAGUGCUGCAGACCCCCUGUCCUCUUUGAUGGAUGCCAUUGCCCCUCCCAGUAGCCCUAGUGGGCUGGUUGCACUGUCUUUUGGCCCUGUGGAGGGCUGGACCUCAGGCAAAGAGGACUCUGAAACUCCCCAGGUACUCAGACCUCCAGGGUGGAGGGUAUUAGGCAGGCUUGGUAGGUAGGGUCUGUGGGCUGGCGAUGCUCAGCGUGCUCCAGGAAUGCCUGACCAAGGACCAGAACAUCUGCCUGAACCCCAAGGAUUCCCCCCUCCCCGCAGACAUACUUUGAGGCCUAUCACAGUAGCCUAAGUCCUGAGUGGGAGGAGCCAGAAUCGCCAGGGCUGGGUGCUGUGCUCCUGAAGCAAUGUUGAGGAAGCCUAUGGCUUCCCAUCCACUCUGGAGUUCACGCCGCAGCCUUGUAAAGACGUUGGUUCUCUUCUGUUUUGACAGUGAAGGGUACUUGCCCAGGAUCACGUGGCAUGAAUCAUGAACUGGAGCUGUUCUCUUCCUCUUCCCACCCCCUCCCACAAGUGAGAUAAUAAUAGUGAGUUUGCAGGUACUUUGGAACCACUGACACCUCUUUUCAUGAGCCAGGUAAGCCAUCUCAAUGUCUCUUCCAAAGAGAAGGGGACUCACCAUGAGGCGGACUGAGUAUCCAGGCCCAUUAUCUUACAAAGUCGGCCCAGUCUGUGAAGUUUGCCAGGAAGUAGUCGUGCUUCAUCUUAAACCUAGGUCUGCACCUGAAAAAUAAGGAUAAUUAUCAUUCCCAAGGGAAUGAAUGAAUCGUUCCCAGAGGACCAGGGAUGCCUCAGUAGUCAUACCACCCUGCACCCCUGUGUCUUGGUCGAGCAGUGCUGAGGGCAUGAUGCAGUGCAGCUGCUGCCCCUCCCAGACUGUAAGCCACACUCAGCAUCUGCCUCCAUCAGCCCCUGGCCCUACCCGGGUGGCUGCUUGAGAAGCUGCGUUGGGUCCUGUUUACAGGACUGUCAGACUACCCAGCCAGUUGCUCCUCAACACCAGAGGCCUCCUUGGGUCAAGAGGGAGGCACUGCUAACUGGGCAGCUACCCUGGGUUUCAGAGACUAGUGUUGCCCUCGGACUGGUCUCAUAUCUGUUGCCUUAAUGCUGGGUGGCCCAGGAUCCCGGGGAACUCCAGUUCCACAAGUUUCCUGUGUGACAGCUGUGGGGGUUUGGGCAUUCUCAGGAGAAUCCAGUGAAAAUAGCUGUACAGAGGGAAGCAGUGAGGUAGCCAAGCUUCCACAGUGGCUGCAUGAGAGACAUGACAGCCGUGCCAGUAGGUCUAGCAUGGGAACAGCCUCUACCAGGAGAGUGGUCACAAUACCUCAGUCCAUCAUGGGACACCGAAAUUGGCCCCGGCCUUGGAGGAGGCUUCUCAGGGCAAGCCACAAGCUAGAUGUCACCCACCUGGAAGGUUACGAGAAAAGCUGCCUGCCCCGAGGUGGUGCCAGCUGAUGGGGGAGUGUUGUGCAAACAGUGUCGUGUUCUUGCGCAUGUCAUGAAAGGCAGGCUGGAAGAGUCCAGACAUCAGGAGCUUCUGCCCACAGCACAUGGCACCCUCAGCCCCCUGUCUGCACACUGGGGCCCAGUGCAACCCCUGAAGCCACACUGGACUAUUGACGUCUUCACUCCAGCCACACAGGGACAAAAGGGAUCUUUUGCAUUGCAGAGAUUUUAUACAUAAAUAUAUUUUGUUUGUAAUGAGCCAUUCUCAAUAAACAUUGUCACUGCA